This is a messenger RNA of Zingiber officinale, 437 nucleotides long. Its product is annotated as fatty-acid-binding protein 3, chloroplastic-like. NCBI's taxonomy places the organism in Eukaryota, Viridiplantae, Streptophyta, Magnoliopsida, Zingiberales, Zingiberaceae. The transcript has 2 exons. Gene Ontology annotation, cellular component: chloroplast stroma. The record is from RefSeq and is a predicted model, not a curated record. The annotation marks the transcript as partial. Gene Ontology annotation, biological process: fatty acid metabolic process. Gene Ontology annotation, molecular function: intramolecular lyase activity; fatty acid binding.
CCUGUGGAGAAAUCGCUCGACAUCGUGCUGGUCAGAGACGUCGAUGGUAAAACCUUCUGGAAUGCUUUGGGCGACGUCAUUUCUCCGAGAAUCAAGAACCCUACGGGCGAUGAUGAAUCGGCGCUCUCGACUUUCCGGCGAACGUUUCAGCAGCGCGAGCUGAAGAAGGAGACGCGCAUAUGCUUGACGUGGGUGCGGCCGUCCAGAAUGCUGAUUUCGAUCUCCUCUGCUGGGUCUCCGACGGCGAUCGAUGCCGAGAUCUUGUCGAGCAACGUUAACCGGGCGCUGUUCGACGGAUUCUUCGGAAAGAAUCCUGUUUCCUCCACGCUGAAGGCGUCGGUUACUGAUGGGCUGAGGAUGAUCAUCGGUUGAUCACGUUUAAUUUGUGGUCUCUCGUUCUCAGAAAUUUGAGAUUAUUCGAGUUGUUCGAACUUUGA